AUUUUAAAAAAUGUUAAAAACUCCUCGAAACAGACGGCUGCCAGCUGUCUAGCGUGCAUGAUGCACUUAGUCAUACUCGGAUAUACCUGUAUACCGGUACCUGGGGCAUUAUCGUGAUAUUGGGAACCACCGUUCACUUCAUACAGCAGCGCUUUGUCUUUAUUCAGUCACAUGCACGGUUCCCCAUUUCCACCUCCAUUUACUUUGUACACAAGUGCGCGUAUACAAAUCUAGACUACGAGUACGAGUAUGAAGAGUGGUUCCCAAAACCACGAUUUGGCCAUACCUGGCCUGGAAACAUGGCUGCAGCUUUCUGCAUUUUUCCAGAACAUCCGAUAAUAAGAACCAUGCAUCGUUCUAAAAGUGGUCACUCAAGUCGCAAGGCAGGCAGAUCUGAGAGCUUGUUUUGCAACUACCCUCAUCGUAUCUGCAUGCAAGACCGUUAUGAGAGCUAUGAAUACUGUUUGAACCAUAUUCUAGAAGACAGAUCUGCACCAUUCAAGCAAUGUAACUUUGUAUCUACCAAGACUGGUCAGAAAUGCCAUAAGCCUGCCCCCAAGGCUGAUCGCAAAGAAGGAUAUUGCCCAGCACAUGCUCGGAAGGCAUCACAAAUGAGACACAAGGCUGCCUUAAAAGCAAAACCCACUGAUGCUGUCAAAGAUACUCUAGAUGAUCUAGACUAUUACAGACCAACUUCUGUUAGAUCUGUACCUGAGGUUCCUGCUUCUCUUGCAACCAAGAUUUUAGAUUAUGGGAGUGAGAGUGAAAGUGAAGGUGAUCCUUUACUGUUAGAUCAAGGAUGGAGAGGAACUACAGACAGUGAUGCUGAAAGUGUAGAUAGUGAACAGGAAGAUGCUCUCAAGUUUGCUGGGGUGUAUACUGCAGAAGAAACUGCUCUUAUCACAAGAGAUAAACUAAUCCGUCUACAAUCAUUAUACAUAAAUCAGUUUAAGAGGUUACAGCAUGUCAUGAAAGAAAAGAGACGGAGCUACCUGGUAGCUCUCCGACAAGAGAGGGAAGCGUUCGGAAUAGACUUCGGAGUGAUAACAGACCCCAAGCAGAAGCGAAAGUUCCAUGAGUACCAGGCUGCUAGAGGAUUCAGAAGAAGAAGAGGAAAAGAAGCCUUGCUUUACCAGAAGUCGAAACAGAGACGUAUCCAGGCUACACCAGAUUAUCAAGGAAAACAGAAUGUACCCCUUAUGCUCCAAUGCUGUUACAAGUCAUAUGAGGGCGAACAGUGCAACAACUUCAGCUUGCCUCUGGCAAAGUAUUGCAAGGAUCAUAUCCUCAUGGACCCCAAACAAGUCCUAUACUCUGAGUGCUCAAAAGGAAGGGGAGUUUGUGACAAACCUGCAUCCCUCAUGUCUCCAGAUGAAAGCUGUAUUUUGCAUAUGGGUUUACCCCAACACAAACCUUACAAACCCUAUGAACCUGAGCCUCCUCCACCCCCUCCCCGACCUAAACCCCCUCCUCCACCAACCGUCAUACCCCUCCCAGAAUCAAUGCUCCCACCAGCACCGAUCCUUCCAUCUCAGUUGGACUCUCAGAUAGACCAACUCCUGAAGUUUCAGCCACAGUUUCUGGAGCAACAGCUUCAGCAGCAUGUCUAUGAUGCCUCACAUUAUAUGGGUUCUUUUGCUCCUCCCGAUGUUGAAACCCCUGCUGCUGCCAGUGCCUCACCAGCCAAACCAAGAAAGCCUGGGAAGAACAUUGAAGAUGAGCAAGAUGAUGAUGAUGCCCUUGAUAACAUCCAAGACAAUCUUAGUGAAGAUCUAUCUAACGCCAAGCCUGAUCAACAAACAGACAUUCAUGUAGAUGUUGAAACAGACACAGAUAUGUUGUCUCCUGAGGUAGAGCCUCUACAAGGCAUGGAACAAGAAUCCAGCAUUGAAAUUUCCAACCAAGACAAUCCUGUAUCCGAACAGACUGAUCUUGUAGAAUCUUUAUCAUCACCUAAAUCUGAAGAUGUCAAAGAUGGUAUGGAUACUCAAGAUGUAUUAAUAGAAACUGUCCUUUCACAGUCACCAGUAAGCACAGAUGGAAGUGAGAAAUCAUCCUCAGAUGAUGAGGUUGAUGAUACACAGAAAGGAGAUACACAAGCAGAUUGUGAAUUGGACACAGCAAGCAAUGUAAAGCUAGAGACCUCUUCUACCAUGUCAAUAGAUGAGAAGAUGGAUGAUGAGAAUACCUUGUCAAUACACCAAGCAACAGGGGACCAUAAUUACAACCAGCAGCCCUCUGAUAAGUCUGUGUCAGCUGACCCUAUCAUUGAUGUCACAUGAUCAUCAUGUAAAAAUGUCUGAUGGACUAUUAUGUAAAUACAGCUGUAUGUAUGUGUCUUAUCCCCCUUGUCAGACAUUAUAGAUAGUGCUAUCUGUCAACUGGGCCCCAUCUUCCAAAGAGUUAUAUGAUCCAUUCGACCACAAUUAUAGAAAGCCAGUAUCCUCAAUUUCUAAAAUACAUGUUCUUUUAAAAUAUUUCCUAGAUAUGCUGUAUAUUCAUCAUUCAUAGUUUUCUUGAAAAUACAGUACUUCUCUUUGUUUAAACAGGAUAUUGUGCAGAUUUCUUGAAGAAAAAAAUGCUUGGAUUUCCAUAUACAUGAGGUUGAUCAGAUCAAUCAUAACUUUUUGUAAGACAGGGCCCUGACCACUCUUGUUAUAAUGCUCACAUAUCAGCAGUUGCAAUUGAUCUCCAUCUGUGAUAUCAAAUCAUGUUGAGUAGCAAUUUUGACUGAGAAGAAUAAUUGGGCGAAGCUGUAUGUUUCCUUGGAUGAUGCACAUUUUGCAUUGUGACGCAUCACAUCGUGUCACAAUGCUUCAAUAUGGAGGGUAUUGGUGCCAUCUAUCUAUUCAAAUGGCAAUAAUGUCUGAAGGGCUGAUAAGACAAAUAUUCAUGUUUUUGUUUGUAAAUAGGGCAUUUUUUAUCUAUUUUCCAUUUUGAAAUGAAUUUUCCAUCAAGUAUUAUAUGUACAAACAAAUGUACCAAUGUAACCUGCUGAUGUUUAAUUUUUUUUGUGUGUGUGAAAUAAUUUUCCAUCGCAAGGUCAGUGCAGCAAACAAAGAAAUAUAGAUAUUUUUUUCUAUAAUGAAUACUUGCAUACAAGCAGUUUGGGAACUACUUGUUGAAAAUAUCUUAUCUGCGUAAAUAUUUAUUUCGUAUUGCUUUAAUGUUCUGUAUUGAUUAGCUGUGAUAUAUACAUGUAUUUCAUAUUGUGAUUGUAACAGCUUUUAUUCAUGGUCAUUUACAAGCAUUGCAGUGUCAUCCAUCAUAAUUUUCAAAAAAAAAAUUAUAGUUAAUAUAAAAUCAAAUGUUUAUAGCCCUAUUGCAACAAUAAUGUGAAUUUUUUCGUACACCUCAAAUUAUAUAAAAUGCUUAAACAAUAAAGAUUUUGACAACAGGUUUCCUAAUCUGGACAAUGGCAUGGGUUUUUAUCGAAUAUUGGUUAGAAUAUUACAAAAAUAUUCAUAAUUUUGUCCUAGAAAGAAAGAAAAUAAAAGAAAAUGUGUACUUAAUAUAACAUCUAUGGUAACAUGAUAUUUAGCCCUGUACGAGCAACCUACAAGAGAGAAAAGAAAAAAGUUUUGAAAUGUACAUAUUUACCUCUCAAACUGGACCAUGUCUGAUAAUUUAGGGCCAAAAUCACUUUUUUCAUUUUUUUUUCCACUGAGCACUGUUUUACCAAUCAGAAUUGAUUAUUGAGAUGUGAUUGUUAUAUAACUAAAAACCCCACCAGCUACAUAUGAUUUUUUGUGACUAUUCAUCAUGGAUGUCCUCUAAGAAUUCAAUAUUUGUAGUAAAUUAUACACACAAGUAGUUAUACAUUAAUAAUGUUUUGUAUAUAUCACUUCUCCAACAUCCACUUAUUUUUUCAGUCACUUCGUGUUCCAGUGUUGUCAAAUCAAUUACUUUCCAAAACUGCCCUCUGAAAACUAAGCAAUUGAUUAUAAAAUUCAUUUUUGUAAAAUGAAAAAAAAGUUGGUUAUCUCAUGCCUUACAAGAUUAAAGAAACAUUUUACUGUCAACGGCACAUAAAAGAAAUGAGGAAAAACAAAAAUAAAAACUUUUUUUUAGAUUAGCAAGACAGAUAGGUAUACCGUUAUUGUAAAACAACCCACAUAUGGUUUUUAAAAAAGAUAGUGCAAGUCAACAUCUGAAAGUCAAGGGUUGUUUUUUUUUUUGCAUUUGAUUGCAAUUCUUUUUUGCAAUGGCCCUUUACUCAAAAACUUGAAGUAUGGCAUAUGGUAUUAGUGCUCUGAAUAUAUUUCAUGUGGCCCUAUUUAUUAUUCCUAUUUCAUCAUUAUUUUGUGACCUUUGAGUGAGCUUGGCCCUGUAACACAAAAGUGUAAUGAUGUCAUGACAUUGUUCUCUACAUGUAUUUAUAAUCUAUUGUUGGAAAAAAAAUCAAUCAUAUGAUCACUCACUAAAAAGCUACAGUAUAAGAAAAAUAUAUUCUUUAGACAAAGGUUGCAUUUCAUAGCCGAAUACCAUGAUGUUGCUAGAUAUAUUUUUAUGCUCAAGUUGUCAUCUUGUCAUAUUUGUGUUUAUAUUUUUUGUCUAAUAUAACAAUAUAGUUAAUAGGAGGCUGCACCCUACAAGCUGUGCUAUUAAAGCAGCCUCAUCCAUUCCCAACCUGUAUGAUAAUCUUGACUAUAUCAUUGUUUUUUUGUACAUAUAAUUUGUUUUGUUUUAUUGCUCAUCAAGAUGUACUAUGUACAUAUUAUAUUUGUUGGAAAUGGAAAUAAAUGAAAUAAAAAAUGAAAUUAACAUUUGGACACUCAUAACUCUACCAAUAGGUUUCCCAUCUCUUUUAAUGUACACUUUUAUCAAACGGAAAUUACAUUCAUUUUUUUGUUAAGUUAACUACAGUUAUUUGAUUUGUUCUACAUGAACAUUCUUUUUUUAUUGUUUCAUUGUAUAAUGAAUUAUUAGAAUUUGGCAUCAAUAAAUCAGUGGAAAGAAUUUA
Messenger RNA from Lytechinus variegatus (green sea urchin), 4963 nucleotides. It is a transcript of the gene kansl2, whose product is annotated as KAT8 regulatory NSL complex subunit 2-like. Bases 300 to 2282 code for a protein of 660 amino acids. Gene Ontology annotation, cellular component: NSL complex. The record is from RefSeq and is a predicted model, not a curated record. The transcript has 8 exons. NCBI's taxonomy places the organism in Eukaryota, Metazoa, Echinodermata, Echinoidea, Temnopleuroida, Toxopneustidae.